AUGCAAAUUUUCCAUAUCGUGCCUGCGCCACUGCUUGAGCUGCACCAUCUGAAAAUUUCUGCUAAGAUCGCCAAUCACGGUGACGUGUGGCGCUGGGAACCAGUCGAGCAUGGCUUGUCAUACCUCGACCAAGAGGGAGGGGUUCAGUGGAACGAAAGUGACCCCCCGCUCUCCUACAUGUUCGCUGACCACUGGUCCCCUCUUGCCGAUGAUUUUCCAUAUGACCAUUUUCUCGAAUCCCCCUCCGCUCCCCUCACUCUUGACGAAGCGGCUUCCACCUCUCUCGGCGCUCUCCACAAGAUUACCGAUGCUCAAUACGACAAGGGCUCCCCGAACGAAGACGGCGCUGCUGCUGCCGAUACUCCGAGCCUUGACCCCCAUGACGGGAUGUCUGACAUCACCUCUACAAUAAUUUCCACUGCGGACGAAGAACAAGGCUCGACUGCCGCAAAUGAUAGUAUCCAGAGGCCUGCCUCUUAUGGCAAAGUCCCGAUGGGCGUUAAAUCUAGCCGUGGCAGUCCACUAAAGUGCAAAUGGAAGCACUGCGAAUACUCGGGUGGAUUUUCUCAGAUGGGAGCCCUGCUACGCCAUAUCAAAACAAAGCACAUCUCACCGGGUUUGUAUGAAUGUCCCGAGGGCGAGUGCCGGAAGUCGUUCAACCGAAAGGACAACUUGGUUGCGCAUAUCCGGAAUGUUCACCGCGAGACCGUUUGA
Penicillium expansum is the source of this 714-nucleotide messenger RNA. RefSeq names its product Zinc finger, C2H2. Bases 1 to 714 code for a protein of 237 amino acids. The record is from RefSeq and is a predicted model, not a curated record. Lineage: Eukaryota; Fungi; Ascomycota; Eurotiomycetes; Eurotiales; Aspergillaceae. The transcript is spliced from 3 exons.